CUAUAUAUAUAUAUAUAAAGGUGGGUAAGCUUUGGGGGGGUGCAUAAUUCCAUUGUGAGUUGGUAGGAUAUAAUAAUAUUGAUUGUAUUCUUGGAGAGAAAGUGGUGGGAGGACACUGUGAUGGGUCGACAGCCUUGCUGCGACAAGCUUGGGGUGAAGAAGGGGCCCUGGACCGCAGAGGAGGACCGGAAGUUGGUCAACUUCAUCCUAACUCACGGCCAAUGUUGCUGGAGGGCAGUCCCCAAGCUGGCUGGUCUCCGGCGAUGUGGGAAGAGCUGCCGCCUUCGCUGGACAAACUAUCUCCGUCCUGACCUCAAGAGAGGACUCCUUAGCGAGGCCGAAGAAAAACUGGUCAUUGAUCUUCAUGCUGCUCUUGGCAAUAGGUGGUCGAAAAUUGCGGCAAGAUUGCCCGGGAGAACCGAUAAUGAGAUAAAAAAUCAUUGGAAUACCCAUAUAAAAAAGAAGCUUAUAAGGAUGGGAAUCGACCCAGUAACACAUGAACCGUUGUAUAAAGAUGAUCAAGUCAGCCCGCAAGAUCAGACGGUGUGCCGACCUGAUGCUGAACAAGUUAAGCUCGAUGUCGGUACUAAUGGAGACUUCUUGUUGCCUGCGCUUUCAUGUGAGAACUCUAGUAACUGCUCUCCAACAGAAAACUCCUCGAACGAUGGGUGCCAGUCCCUAGACCAGAGCAAUGACCCUGACGAUCCCUUGAUGAGGUACAUCUGGUCGGAGGCAUUCCUAGACGAUUCAGCUUGGAAUUUUAUGCAGGGUACAAGCAGCACAGAUGAGUUCAGCAUAUGCGGGUUAUCUUCAUCAGAGGAUAACGCUUCGUGGCUUUUGAGUUGCAAGAGCUUCGAGGAGGAGAGAUUCCUGGUAGAUUGCUUCGUGGGUGACAUGGACAUGAACAUGUUAGAAACGGGAGGCAAAUAAAGGGCAAGCAAGACUAUGCAUGCAUUGAUGAUUAAGGCUUCCCAGCGAAAGCGGAUUACAAGGCGUACUUAAGGGUGUCUAAUCGAUCGACCAUUGUAUGUGAAUUCCUACGAAUGCAUAUGACAGACUUCAGUUUCUAUUUUCCUGACCUUUGUACACACUUGUCUCCCAUUUAAAGUAUUACUCACUGAUUGAUGUAGAAUCCUACCAAGGAAAGUGCAAUUAUAGCUGAUCAAUAAACUUAAGGUUAUUUUUCAGA
This is a messenger RNA of Punica granatum (pomegranate), 1189 nucleotides long. The record is from RefSeq and is a predicted model, not a curated record. Lineage: Eukaryota; Viridiplantae; Streptophyta; Magnoliopsida; Myrtales; Lythraceae.